Cetraspora pellucida is the source of this 448-nucleotide messenger RNA. Lineage: Eukaryota; Fungi; Glomeromycota; Glomeromycetes; Diversisporales; Gigasporaceae. The record is from the annotation of a GenBank genome assembly.
CAUCAAUAUAGACCAGCAGAUUAAGAAGUACAUUGACAGUGCAUGCCAAGCAACCACGGCAGUCCUCAUAGAAAAAGUAAAAGAACUGAUAAACCAGCAAAAUGAAAACCAGAAACAUUGGAAUGAGCAAAUACAAACCACAAUAAACGAACGUCUUAAUAAACUGGAACAAGUUGGAUUAAUGGAUGGUGAACCAGAUCUUAAUAACAACCAACCUACAGAAGAAAAGCAGAGCAAUCUCACAAUACCUAUAACAAUAUGUUCAUCUGCAGAAACAAGAAAUGACAUUAUUCAAGAUAAUUAUCCACCCACUUCUACAAUCAACAGAAGGAUAGUAAAUCUGACAACACAAGACACUGCAUUCAAUGCAGAUAAUGUACUGUCAAUAAUAAGACACAAGGCUCAUAAAUAUCAAUCAAUAGAUUACUUACCAAUAAAACAGUUCUAA